Molecule: messenger RNA, 3033 nt
Organism: Closterium sp. Yama58-4
Lineage: Eukaryota; Viridiplantae; Streptophyta; Zygnematophyceae; Desmidiales; Closteriaceae
Source: the annotation of a GenBank genome assembly
AUGAUGACGUCAGCGGUGUCGCAUUCGCAGGUUCCUACUAGCGUCACACCCGCCAUAGAUCUGGCCAGCGCUAGUAGCAUUCUCGCGCUCCUUAAUCCGGAUCUAGCGACCGCGCAGCUCGGGGGAAUGGCGCAAGCUGGUAACGGCGGACGCGGCGGUACUGGUGUUAGCGGCGGCAUUAGCGGGGGUACGAACGGCGGUAUUCGCGGUAGCGGCGGUAGCGGAGCGGGGCAUAUGGUGCCGGCGGCGGCACGAGCAGCACCACAUUCCGCGCCGUCAGUUCCGCCGCCGCGCCCGCCGGCGGCGGUGUGGCCGGCAGCUCAGCAGAUUGGGCCGCAUCUGACGGCUAGCUGGGGAAACAUGGGGCUCGAGACGGGCAAUGCACUCGUUCUAAGCAAUCGCGGUUCCGUUAUAAGCAUACCAGGUGGUAGUAACGGGGAUAGGUCGUUGGGGAGUGGCGAUACCCAAUGUGGCACAUGGGCCCUGGGGCAGGUAGGUUUGUCCGCUGGAAAUAACGAUAGAGCUUUCCAGGCUAGUCAGCCAGCUGCACAGAAAUUACUCGUCGAUGAUGCAGCAGCAACAGCAGCAACAGCAGCAACAGCAGCAGCAGCAGCAGCAGCAGCAGCAGCAGCAGCAGCAGCAGCAGCAGCAGCAGCAGCAGCAGCAGCAGCAGCAGCAGCAACAGCAGCAGUUGCAGCAGCAGCAGCAGCAGCAGCAGCAGCAGCAGCAGCAGCAGCAGCAGCAGCAGCAGCAGCAGCAGCAGCAGCAGCAGCAGCAGCAGCAGCAGCAGCAGCAGCAGCAGCAGCAACAACAGCAGCAGCAGCAGCCACAGCAGCAGCAACAUCAGGAGGUGCAGCAGCUGCAGCAGCAGCAGCAGCAGCAACAGCAACAACAACAACAACAGCAGCAACAACAGCAGCAGCAGCAGCAGCAGCAGCAGCAGCAUCAACAAGAGCAGGGCGAGGUGUUUCUCCAGCAGCUGCAACAGCUGCAGCAGAGAGAGCUGCAGGCGCUGCUGCUAAUGCAUCUGCAGAAAGAGAUGCUGGAGCAGCAGAAACACAGAAUGGAGGGGGCGUGGGCGGUUUCGGUGUGAUUGUAAAUGAGGAGGGUCUAUCGAAAGGCACAUGGUUACCAGAGGAGGAUCGAGUGCUGAUGGAGUAUGUGGAGUGUUAUGGGGCUAAGAACUGGGGUAACUUGGUAACCAGGGGGCUGCUGAGACGCUCUGGGAAGAGCUGCAGGCUACGAUGGGUGAACCAGCUGAAGCCGGGCCUGCAGAGGUAUGGUGGCAAGGGCUGCAAGCGGUUCACAGAACAGGAGUCCAACACAGUGCUCGCUCUGCAGCUGAAUGACGACGCCAAGGGGCCUCCUUCUCUUGCCUUUCCCUUCACACGCCUUCUCCACCGCCUCCCCUUUGCCAUUCUCACACCCGGUCCCCCCUCUCCCAUCGCCUACCCCAAUCAGGAGACGCUGGGCAACAAGUGGGCGGCGGUCGUGAGGCACCUGCCGGGGCGGACGGACGCCCAGAGACGUUUCCCCUUCUCACGCCCACUUCUCCCUCGCACUCCCCCUCCUCCCUUCCUUCAGGAGACGCUGGGCAACAAGUGGGCGGCGGUCGAGACGCUGGGCAACAAGUGGGCGGCGGUCGCGAGGCACCUGCCGGGGCGGUUGGACGCCCAGAGACGUUUCCCCUUCUCACGCCCACUUCUCCCUCCCACUCCCCCUCCUCCCUUCCUUCAGGAGACGCUGGGCAACAAGUGGGCGGCGAUCGCGAAGCACCUGCCGGGGCGGACGGACAACGAUGUGAAGAACUUUUGGAACCUGCACCUCAAGCGCUUGGAGCGCCUGCGCCGGCAGAGGGAGCAGAAAGGGGGCUGUGCUGCUAGUAAAAGUGAUGCUGGUGGUGGCGGUGGUGGUGGUGCGGCUGAGAUUUCUGCUACUGCUGCUGCUGCUGCUACUGCUGCUGCUGCUGCUAGUGCUGCAGCAGGCCCGUCGGCAAGGAAUACAGGAGAUUCGACCAAUGAAGGUGCUGCAGGGAACGGUGCUGGGAGUGGUGCUGGGUCCAAUGAAGACAGAUAUUGCCGUUUCAGAAGCAGGGGCUCAGAAGGUGGGGGGGAGCAGGAGGCAGUCAAGGAUGAUGGUGCUGCUGGUGCUGCUGGUGGGGCAACAGGGAGUGGGGGAAGCAGUGGCAGUGCUGGCAACUCAGGCAGUGAUGGCAGUGCUGGUAGCGGUGGCAGCGGUGAUUCUGCCACUGCUGCCAUACCAGGCUCAGGCUCGGGCGCAGUCCCCUCAGACCACUCAUCUCCUGCUGUCCCACUGCUUGACCCAAAGAUCGACGGCCCAGAUGCAUUCGCUGGAGGAAUGGGCACAGAGGAGGAUGAUGCUGCUAGUGGGGGGGGCUUUCAGGAGUCGCUUUCAAUGGCUGCAGGACAGGGGCAGACAGCCGCAUCGCUUGACAUGCAUGAUAUUGAACAACUCCUUAUGGGGGAUGAUUGUGCUGCUGCUGACAUGUCGGGCUGUGAUUGGCCCAGCAGCGUUGGAAACCCUGGGAUGGGGACUGGCCCUGGAGGGAUCAUAGAAGCUGGAGAGAUUCUGGAGGGAGGAGAAACAGGAGCUGCAGUAGGAGUAACAGAGGCUGCAAUAGGGGUAACAGAUGCUGCAGUAGCAACUGCUCUGAGUGAAACAUCUACGGCUGGGGAUGUGGCAGAUGUGAGUGCAGUGGGGCAUCUACUCUUUGAUGAUUCGUCAGCCAUGCAGCAGCUGAGCGCUGAUUGGCUGACUGAUUUCCAGAGGAGCAAUUACGCUGCCUUCACCCCUGAGAAUGGGGCUGCCCUGGCGCCUGGGGCAACGGCUGCAGCACAGCAAGCAGUCCACUCAUCAGCUGAGCAUGCAACUGGAAUGGCGUCAUUUGGGGGAACCUCUGUGCCAGUGCAGCAGGGGGUGUGGCAACUUGGAGCUGCUAAAGGCAGGCAACUCAGUCAAGAUGGGACUGCUGGUGGAGGAGAAUAUCACUGGGGCCAGGGCUUUGUUCCUUGA